UCUAAAAUCGAGACCACAUUUCCAAAGAUCCAAAUACAACAAUCUUCAACGUUUUAACACAAAGCUAGCCCUCUAAUUUCAGACCAACCCAAAUUUUCGGGUGCCAAAGGUGGUCUCGAAUUGAAGGAGGGAAAACUGUAUUUAAACAUACAUUUUUGCUUUGGUGGCGCUUCAUAGUUUUAGCGGCUUGCCGUAAAACAUGAAUAUCGACUCGCGAUACGAUAGACUACCGGGUAAACUACAUAGUACAGUUACUACAAUGAUAAAUGAAGAAACUACAAAGUGGACACCACUUCCAAGACCAUGUUUGGUGUGCCUUACCAAAAAGAAAGUUAAUCAUAACAACGUGUUGCUGUUAAGAGCAGCGGACAUGCCACAUGUGGACGAAGAGAGGGCGCAACAGGCAUACGAAGUUAGUGUGCAAAGUCGUGCCGACAAAGUGGAGAAAUUCGGCAUACGACAGGACGAUAGAAGAAAAAGCUUGUCUUUAAAACGUGCAGCCAACUUUGCUGAUCAAUCUAAUGUGGUGGUUACUAGUCAAAAACAAUGUUUUCCAAAAAUGUCUGCAAAGAAAGUCUGUAAAGAGAAGCCAGUUUUGAAAUUAAACACUAACCAAGGAGGCCCAAUGGAGCAGGUAUUUGGUCCAGCAGUGAAAGAGCAAUUUAAUAAGUCAUCCACAGCAAACACGCUAACGCAACCCGAUCAAAGAAGUUGUUUGCAAUCAUCUUCAUCUGUACGUCUCUCAAAUAAGACUCAAACUGUUUUAAAUUUUACAAAACAGAAAAUAACUCCUAAGCAAACAGCAACUCAAUCCAUAAGCAAUCAGCCAUUGGAUAAAAACGAAUCAUGUUUUCAGAAAAGCACAAUAAGCAGCCAAUCAGGUGCUAACAAUAUAACUAGCUUGGUCAGUGAUGAUGAAUUGACGACAGAUGGCGCUCUGACAGUUUGUCCGUUGUGCCAAAUGGCAUUUUCACCAAGUUUGGCCCAAAUUCAGAAGGAUGGACAUAUCGCUAUGUGUUUAUCUGAAGCGUCGGAGGACGUCAUCUGGUGAAACUCUCAAGAUAAUUCCAUGUGGCAUUCAGAAAACCAAGACUUGCAUAGAUAAAUGACAAUCUGUUGAUCUGAAGCUCAUGGUAUACAACUACACCAUAAGGUAGCAGUAGUGAAAAUCAAGACGUAUGGACUUAAAGUAACUCGGGAGGAGUCGGCAGAUAAUUUCUAGUUAACGUUUAUUAUAUCAAGGGGCCCAUGUGACAAGUGGACAGGCAAUUAAACUAUGGUUUGUGGUGACCCCUUAGUUACGCCUCUGUAAAGAAAAUAGAAUCUAUAGAUUAUUUUAUUUGUCUUUGGUAAUUCUAAGCUGUUGUAAUCCAUGCCUUAUUUUGUUUUAGAUAUUUAAGAAUAAUGUUGUGAAGAAGGUGUACAUCAAGACUUGCGUAACUGAUCAAUUAGAACCAUUUUUACUGAGUUAAAAUGGAUGUCAUAGAACAAAUGAAUGAUAUUCUGAUAACUGUAGCAUCGAUUUGCAACCUUGCUUCCAACAGGACAAAACGAAAAUUAUAUAGGCCUAUGUGGUGCUCUAUGUAUGUUUCAUCCAUAGGCCUACUUUGGCGUUUGGGUUCCAUGGUAUUUGAAACAAAGACAGUCGAUCGGUCUGGAAUUGAAUCGCAUUAACCGAACUAUUAUGUCAAAACAUAGGUAAACUUACCUAGGCCUACUUUUCCCUUUAAUAUUGUAAUUUACCGUAACCGACCAUCAUAAUAAUGAUAGCCUUGAUAUUAAUUUGGUAAUGUUUUGUUAAAAUGAUCAAUAACAAAUGCCUUCGUCCAAAAAGGGAGGAGUGAUCGAAACACAUUUUUUUUUCACCCGCGUCCUACUUUCUGAACGCAUAAGAUUGUUUAUUUCUUUUUAGGCCUGUAUAGGCUUGCCAUGGCGACAAGGAAAUAUAUAACACGAAACCUUGCAUGCGUAGGCCUAUUGCAACAUCAUAUGUAGUAGAGAAAUCAAGCAAUCGUUAUUAUGGGCCUAUAUAAUAGAAGAUGCUUUUAUAAACCUGUAUUUCUUUCACUUUGCAGAUAAUUCUCUGCCUUGAUUAAUUGCGUUUCUCUUCAAGAAACAGAAAUCUAGUAAAUAGGCCUAUACUGUAUAAGCAUUAUUGUAGUGAAUGACAAUUCAUUCCGUUACCAUUGUCAAUAUAGUUAGAGGGAAUGUGCGCGUACCGAUUUUAUACUUCUGGGUGGAGAAGCAAUGCAUAGAAAGUACCUUGCGCAAGGACAUAAACGAAGUAGCGUAGCUACGUGCAAUGCACUGGGGCCCAGGGCUAUUAGGGGCAUUUAUAAAUAGACCUAAAAAUAAUAAGUAUAAAAUGAUUUCCAACUUAACAAUAAAACGGCCAACUGGCUCCUCAAUAAUAUUUUAGAAGAUUAAUUAUUGAUUACUGUGUUGAUUUCAAAUCAGUAGUGUAUUCAAUGGUGCCCCAAAUGGGAAAAAAAGGAAAUUAUAGUAAAAUUUGUCUGAGAGUGCUAUUUCCGGCCAUCUAGAGGUGCUAUAAUCAUAAAUUUUCUUAUCUCAGCUCCAACCAUGGUGUUGCUGAGGUGGUCUUUGGCCUUCACCUAUGAAAAUCCCUCCCUGGGCCCCUCUAUUUCGAAUUUCCUUACCCGCCGCUGCAGUUGUUGAAUUUUAUGUGCGACAAAUUUUCUUUAUUAGUUUAAAACAGCUGCUGAUAUCGAAUAUUCCCCUCUUAAAAUAGUUACGAAUCCGAUUGUCAUUAGUAUUUAGCCUAUGCCUUCAGGAGUAGGGGUAAAAGAAGCACUUCUUACGAUGGAUUUUCUGAAAACGUUAGGGACUUACUUGUCACAUCAAGGGGCCCCGCCGGCAAUUAAUUUUGCACCGGGGCCCUUUCGAACCUACGCCGCUGACAAACGAAAUGCAAAUGAGACUCGGUAGACCUAAUAAUAAUGGGUGUUUUCUUAAUAUUAGCCAUGACAAUAGGGUGCUUGCCUUAAUUAAAAAAUUACUGCUAAGCCUGGUCUACAUGGCGUUAUUACAAGUUGUAUGGAGAAAAAAUUGGCUGUCAAAUUAUGAACUGUUUAAUAAACAAACCGUAUCAACUUUAAAAUAA
Messenger RNA from Anneissia japonica, 3121 nucleotides. RefSeq lists its product as uncharacterized. The coding region runs from base 200 to 1051 and encodes 283 amino acids. The transcript is spliced from 3 exons. The record is from RefSeq and is a predicted model, not a curated record. Lineage: Eukaryota; Metazoa; Echinodermata; Crinoidea; Comatulida; Comatulidae. Gene Ontology annotation, molecular function: ubiquitin binding.